Molecule: messenger RNA, 2270 nt
Organism: Phyllostomus discolor (pale spear-nosed bat)
Lineage: Eukaryota; Metazoa; Chordata; Mammalia; Chiroptera; Phyllostomidae
Gene: ACKR4
Product: atypical chemokine receptor 4
Exons: 2
Coding region: 451-1503 (350 amino acids)
Biological process (GO): chemotaxis; immune response; G protein-coupled receptor signaling pathway
Cellular component (GO): membrane
Molecular function (GO): chemokine binding; chemokine receptor activity; scavenger receptor activity
Source: RefSeq, a predicted model, not a curated record
CUGGAUGAAAAAAACAUUUUGUUUUCUUUCCUAGGCAAUCCAACUUAAGAGAGACUUUGCUGCAACCUGCAAGUGCUUGUCAGCUGCCUUGCCACUCUUGAGUGAAUUCUUUCAGCUUGCUGGUCAGUUCCUAAACCACAGGUGCUUUCUGGUCACUUUUGGCUAAGUGGCAACGUUGAAAGGCCUGUAGUUGUUGAAACAAAAUGAAAUUCUUUCAGGUUUGUAUCCUAGGACACUUAAGAACUUGGAUUUGAUUUCACAGGAUGGUUAUACAUAAAAUACAGAUCAAGCACCCACAAGGUUAAAUUGCAGGAAAGCCCUCUUGGAUGCAAGACAAAGGCGGGGUAUAAAACGAAAACAAAAGUAACCGGAGUUAAGAAGAGGUCUUUGGAUUUCAUUCACACCGCACUCAAGACUGCUCCUCUCUGCUCACUGAAACAGAUUGCAGCCAUGGCUUUGGAACACAACCAAUCAAUGGAUUACUACUACGAGGAAAAUGAAAUAAACGGCACUCACGACUACAGUCAGUAUGAAGUGGUCUGUGUAAAAGAAGAGGUCAGGAAAUUUGCCAAAGUUUUCCUGCCUGCCUUCUACACAAUAGCUUUCAUCAUUGGACUUGCCGGAAACUCCAUAGUAGUGGCGAUUUAUGCCUACUACAAGAAGCAGAGAACCAAAACAGAUGUGUACAUCCUGAAUUUGGCAGUGGCAGAUUUACUCCUCCUAUUCACUCUGCCCUUUUGGGCAGUUAAUGCAGUUCAUGGGUGGGUUUUAGGGAAAAUCAUGUGCAAAGUCACUUCAGCCUUGUACACAGUCAACUUUGUCUCUGGAAUGCAGUUUUUGGCUUGUAUCAGCAUAGACAGAUACUGGGCAGUUACUAAAGCACCGAGCCAUUCAGGGGUGGGAAAACCAUGCCGGCUCAUCUGCUUCUGUGUCUGGAUGUUUGCCAUCUUGCUAUGUAUACCUCAGCUGGUUUUUUAUACAGUAAAUCACAACGCUAGGUGCAUUCCCAUCUUUCCAUACCACCUGCAAACAUCACUGAAGGCAUCAAUUCAAAUGCUGGAAAUCUGCAUUGGAUUUGUUAUUCCCUUUCUCAUUAUGGGCGUGUGCUACUUUAUCACGGCAAGGACCCUCAUCAAGAUGCCAAACAUUAAAAAAUCUGGACCCCUCAAAGUUCUGUUCACAGUGGUUAUAGUUUUCAUUGUCACUCAGUUGCCUUACAACAUUGUCAAGUUCUGUCAAGCCAUAGACAUCAUCUACUCCCUGAUCACCGACUGCGAAAUGAGCAAACGCAUGGAUGUUGCCAUCCAGAUCACAGAGAGCAUUGCACUCUUUCACAGCUGCCUCAACCCAGUCCUGUAUGUUUUUAUGGGAUCCUCUUUUAAAAACUACAUUAUGAAAGUUGCUAAGAAAUAUGGGUCCUGGAGAAGAAGACAAAGACAAAAUGCAGAGAUUCCUUUGGAUUCUGAAGUCCUUACAGAGCCAACCAGUACAUUCAGCAUUUAAAUGUAAAACUGCCUUCUAUCUUGCUUCGAUACACAUGAAUGAUGCUUUGCCCUCAGAUAAAACAUCUGCAUUAUUCUGAACUUCAAACCUCAGACACGUGGUCGAAACUUACAACAAAGAAGAGUUAGGGUGAGGAACAGGGGAGGGUAGAAGCCAAGAAGAAGAGGAAACAAAAUAAUGCAUAAAACAUGCAAAUUAAAAUAAACAAUAUUGGAAAAUAGUAGUAACAAGCAUAAGUAAUAAGACCAUCAUGCUAUAAGUAGGCCAUCUAACAUCAAUAAAGAGGCUUAUAUUAAGGGGCAUUUAUUAUUAUUUUACAUUACAUAAAAAUGAUUUUCCUGUAUAAUUUUAAUACUUGAAUAAAUAUACAGCAAAAUUUAAUCUACUCUUCUUUUCUUGUUUCUUAAUUUGUGAGUUCAUAAAACUCCCAAAAUAACAAUCAACAAUAAAAAAGUACAUAAAAAGCUUUUCUGGCCUAUUUAAUACAUUUCUGGUAAGUUUCUAAAUACACAGUUUGCUUCCCUAUGUCACCUUUCUUUAGUAGGGAACUGGUUAUCCCAUUAGAUUUAUCACGCACACUCUGGAAGCGAUCCUCAGACAACCACAUCUGAUAAUUACUAUAAUCAGUUACUUUUAUAACUUUCUAAAGGGUUCAUUUAUUUAUGUGAGUCUAUUACUGAGAGCUGACUAAACAAUGUAUUCUUCUAUGUAUAAAGAUUCUUACUUUUCAUUUAAAAACUUGUAUUUUUAAGACAUGAAAAUAUGUA